Messenger RNA from Pecten maximus, 1667 nucleotides. RefSeq lists its product as uncharacterized. The transcript has 2 exons. The record is from RefSeq and is a predicted model, not a curated record. NCBI's taxonomy places the organism in Eukaryota, Metazoa, Mollusca, Bivalvia, Pectinida, Pectinidae. The coding region runs from base 163 to 675 and encodes 170 amino acids.
AAUCAGGACAUUCCAUGAGCAAUUAAAGAAAAUAAGUUAUUAAAGGUAAUUAAGCUGUCCCUGCAUUGUGUCAGAUGGUAUAAAUAAGACCCUUUUCAAUUUCUGUUCAUUCUAUUACCUUCCCCCUACAAAGAAACAUUCAUACUCAUCUAUUACCCAGCAAUGGCCAAGUUUGCAGUAUUUGGGAGCAGCUAUGUUACUCGUCUUGAGAGAUAUUGUCAUGGUGAUCUUAAGGUUCCUGGCACCGUCAGAUUCUUCGGGAAGGGUGGCAUUCGUUCUGAUUCGAUUCCAAGACAACUACUUAGAGACCUGAUAGAGUACAACCCUGAUGUUGUACUCAUCCAACUAGGAGGAAAUGACAUCUCAGCGACAUCAUCCCCCAACGACAUUUUCCAGAGACUUCUGACACUGCAGGUGGACCUACAUCAUGCUGGAAUUCAGGAGGUGUACUUUACAGAGAUUGUGCGACGUGGUAACUUUGACAAGUCCCCAGGCCUGACAGCGACGUCUUUUGAGAAACAACGGAAGAAGAUAAAUCGACUACUGCUGACUAGACUGAGUUACAUCAAGAUUAGAGUUAACUUUCCAGAGGACUAUGACCGUGACCAAGUGCAUUUCAACGACUCAGGACUCAGGACCCAGUUCCAUGCUUUGAGACGACCAUUUUUUGCAUAAUUGAUUGAAAUUGAUAAACACCUUUUAUUAUGUCAUGUUACGCUUUGUAAUUUAUAAUAUGUUUCAAGCAUUUAAUCUUAAAAAUGAUUGAUUUAUUGAUAAUGGGUAAUAGAGACAAUGUUAUAAAACAUAUACUUUAAGUGUGUCACUAUUCGCUAGAUUUGAAAAUUUAUGACAUUGUAAAAUAAAUAAAAAGGUUGUAUUAAAUUUAUGUAAUUCAUUUUGAAAUAGAAGCUGUUUUGAUAUAUAUUAUGUAUAUUGUUAUAAUGUAUGUCAUAUGUUUCAAUAUUUAAUCUGUUGAAAAUGAAAAUACACAUGCAUCAUAAUUCUAUGUGUACAAUAAUGAUUUCUUUAAAUAUAUCAUUUGUAGAUUUGAUAGUAACAUGAAUUUGACAAAUUAAUAUUUUUAUUUUACUACAAAAAAUAAAUAAGUUUUCAGUAUUUAAUUGCAACUGGUCAUUUCUAAUAAUAUAUGAUUAUAUCACAAUUUAUAUUUGUUUAUGUUAUUUGUAUUACUAAAUACAAAUUGUUUUACAAAUGUUGUAUAUAUUACAUUAUGAUUUGUGUUUUCAUAAAUAAAUAGGCCAGUGUUUCAUAGUGAGUCAAAUAUUGUGUUGUUCAUUUUGUAAGUGUAAGAGUUACUUCCCUUGGGAUUGACUCGGAAAUCGUGAUGGACAAAAUCAUCGUUUUUCAUACAAAAUACACAUUUUUAUUUAAUGACACUUUUACAUCUCAUGUAUAAUACAUAUACAACGAUGAAAAAACAUUGAUUUUGCAGAAAUAACACUUUGAUUGUUCUAUGGCGUGAAUAUACACGUAUGGCGUAUUUUAGUGUAAAGUGCUCUCACCUGGCUGCGCAAACAAGAUCGAUUUUCUUACAAAGUACACAUUUUUUUUCAAUGAAACGUCAUCAGAACCUGUAAAAGGGACAUACCAACGCAAAAAACAAUUCAUUUUGUGAAUCUAUCGUUUCUAUUUUGCUAUGGCGUGCG